Molecule: messenger RNA, 7786 nt
Organism: Anguilla rostrata (American eel)
Lineage: Eukaryota; Metazoa; Chordata; Actinopteri; Anguilliformes; Anguillidae
Product: storkhead-box protein 2-like
Exons: 4
Coding region: 1325-4348 (1007 amino acids)
Biological process (GO): regulation of transcription by RNA polymerase II
Cellular component (GO): cytoplasm; nucleus
Molecular function (GO): RNA polymerase II transcription regulatory region sequence-specific DNA binding
Source: RefSeq, a predicted model, not a curated record
ACUGGAUAAGAUUGUUUUUAAGUUAAACAAACAUUUUACAUCUGUGUUUGUUUUGGACAUAGACAAGAACUGUAAAUGGCAAAAAUUAUCCUGUUUGCCUACAUAAUGUAACUUCUUUGCAAAUUUUCUUUCUCUUAGAAAAUAUUUAUCUACAUCACUGUGAAAAGAGAAAGCUUAACGAUAAAGGGCAACAAGAUCUCCUGAACCUGUUCAGUCUAGCGUCACUGUUGUACACACAGCAUGAUCAAACAUUGCAUUAUUGACAAUAUGCAUUCAGUGCUCCAGGCCAACAUGAGCCAGGUAGAGUGAACAGAUAGUUUUUUCAGCCUUUAUUGAAAAAAAGGACGAAAGGCCUUGUUUUUGAAGUAUGUAAUAUGCAUAUGUAUAUCGCUCUUCGAUUGAAUAUUGUAUAUUUUUGUGCAGCCGUUAGUUUGGAUGUAGAUUUAUUCUGAUCAGAGCGCGCACCUCAACCGUUUUCUCAACAGUAGCCUAUUCUAUGCUAACCAAAUGGUUAAUAGUAUGCGGAUGAGGACUGCUCGUGCUCAUCUUGGAUCAGCUGCUGCUGCGCUACGUAGUCCCCGUGCCCAAUUUUGAAGCCAGUCUGUAGGUGGAGCUACAGCAAACAUCUGGCCGAACCUGCGGGAGAGGAGUGCGGUUUUCUCAUUUACGACUUGUACAGCUGGUUGCUGCGUGAAGAUGAAUCGGGACUAAGGCACGGGGGCAUCAGGAUGGAACUGCCGUGCUAAAAUACUCGAUUCUGCGCUCGUGAAGCCCAAUGUGAGCAAUACAUGAAUUAGAUAAUCACAAUGGUGCGAACAUAACAUGGACUGUCUUUGCUCCUAGGCUGGAAACGAGGUAGGCAUUCUGGAGUAUGUCAUGUGCAGGGGAGAGCGACGAAGCCUGGAGGACGAUGCGCUUUUUACUGGGGGAGGCUCGUCUGCGAAAGAUGCCUGCGAAAUAGGUCACCGCUACGUGAUAUGCUUUAUUAAAAAGGUGAGGAAAGUGGCUUUAUAUCGUUGCUCCGACGGGAGACAGGUUUAUUGGGCCAGGGGAUUUUAGGCCUGUGGUGAUGAUUAUUAAUUAUAGCCUGUGUUAUUAAAUAAUUUGGGAAUGUGUUGAAAACGCAUGCAAUGAUAUUUUUCGUUUUAUUCCGAACCGCAACUGGCUAUGUCUGAAAUAAACGCUCGUUGAAUCGAUGGAAGGAUGUGUUCGUUUUGGAAAUUUAAUAAAGUACGCAAUAAAGCGCCACAGCAGACGGACCGCAGCUGGAUGUUGGACGGUGGUAUCAUUCGCGACACGCAGACUGUAAUGCGCUAGCGAGACAAUGGAUAAGUUUUUGCAGAUAGCACCUCACUCCCUGGCCAUAGUGCUGUCUCGGGCGGGCGAUGAGGAGGAUUCGCCCGAGGAACCGGGAGGGGAGAAGCCGCCGCCGCCGCAGCCGCAGCAGCAGCACCACCACACUGGGUACGAGAUAUUCGCGGACUUCAAAGCCGAGAACAUGCAACAUUUUUGGAAUAAAAAAGUUACUGACGCCAUAUCGGAGACCUUUUUCCUGGGGUGGAUUGACGAGCACGUGCUGCUGAUCCAAGGGAAAGAGGAUCACCUGGAGGUGCUGAGGGAAGGAUGGAUGAGGAGGGCUCUCAAACCGCCGCGAGGAUUCGAGAUCAAAUACCUGGGUGAUGUGUCCCCCAUCAGCAUGUCCCCCAUCAGCCAGUCCCAGUUCAUCCCACUGGGGGAGAUCCUGUGUCUCGCCAUCUCCGCCAUGAACUCCGCACGCAAGCCUGUGUCCCAGGAAGGGCUGAUGGAGCACUUAGCCACCUGUUUCCCAGGUGUCCCGACGCCCAGUCCGGAGAUUCUCCGGCACACCCUCAGCAUGCUGGUGCGGGAGAGGAAGAUUUACCCCUCCCCCGAGGGGUACUUCAUCGUCACCCCUCAGACGUACUUUAUUACCCCCUCGCUCAUUAGGACUAAUAGCAAGUGGUAUCACCUGGACGAGCGGAUACCCGACCGACCGCAGCAGCAAUGUACCUCCCCGCAGUCCGGGACGAUCACCCCGUCCGCCUCGGGCUGCGUUCGGGAGAGGCCCCACCACAAGAACCACUGCGACUCCUACAACAGCUACCGGGACGACCUGCACAGCAUCCACGCCUCCACCCUGCAGAGGAAGUCACCAAAGGACCUCAAGGACCCCCACCCGCCGCCGCCGCCGCACCCCCAGCACCAGGCCUCGGCAACGGAAAAGAGCAAGGGCACCAUCAACUUCUCCUUCAAGUCCGACACCCUGACCAAACACAAGGAAGGGAGCGGGGGCGGGGGCGGCGGCGGGGAGAAGCAGUCGAAGAAGUUCGGGCUGAAGCUCUUCAGGCUGAGCUUCAAGAAGGACAAGACGAAGCACCUGGCCACGUUCUCCGCCCAGUUCCCGCCGGAGGAGUGGCCGCUGCGGGACGAGGAGACACCGGCCGCCAUCCCGCGGGACGUGGAGGUGGAGAUCAUCCGGCGGAUCAACCCGGACCUGACGGUGGAGAACGUGAUGCGGCACACGGCGGUGAUGAAGCGGCUGGAGGAGGAGAAGGCCCAGCGGGGCAAGGCGGGGUCGUCGGCGCAGCACAGCGGGCGCAGCCGGCGAAGCCGGGGCCACCGCAAGGCGCAGGGGAAGUCCCGCUCGCACAGCAAGACGCGGGCGUCCCGGGGCGACCCCUCGGAGGGCUCCAACCUGGACCUGGCCGGGGUGGCGCGGGACUACCGGUUCUACAGCUCCUCCCUGGUGAGGUCGCCGCGCGACGCCAUGUUCUCCAUGGAGCGCAACCGGGGCAAGUACCUGGUGCACAGCAACCCCAACAUCGUGGAGUCCCACCUGCCCAUCGCGCCCGAGUGGGACGUGUCCGGGGAGCUGGCCAAGAGGAGGACGGAGAUGCCCUUCCCCGAGCCCUCGAGGGGGACGUCGCACUUCAAGGUGCACCGCAGCCACAGCCACACGCAGGACAGGAAGUCGCGCAACGAGAGGUCCGACAAGGCCAAAGAGCGGUCCCGGUCCAUGGACAACUCCAAAGGCCCGCUGGGGGCGGCCUCCAUGGGCCUGCUGGACGACUUUGAGUGCGGCCCGGACGACAGGAGCCGCUACUACACGGACGACGGGACGCUGCGGGCCUCCCAGGUGCCCCGCUACUCGCGAAUCAUGCUCUCCGCCGCCAGGUUCAACUCCGAGGUCUGCGUGCCCGACAUCGGGAAGGGCAACCCGGAGGACUCCAAGGUCUGCAGUCCGCUGGAGAAGAACAAGAGCAGGGACAGUUUGCCGGCCUACGGCGACCUGAAGGCCUGCUCGCCCAAACCCGCCGCCGAGGACUACUUUCAGUGCGGCGCCUCGAACGAAACGUCCCUCACCGCCCCGUCCCCUCUGGGAAAGCCCGAUUCCGACACUCUAAAACAUUCGGACGGGGUAAAGAAGGGGUCUCCCUCCGACCGGCAAACGCCCCAUCUCGCCUCGCCCCAUCCCGCGGAGUACAAAGAGGACGCGGCGAAGGGGCAGGGCGGCACGGGUCCGGCGGCGGCCGGCCAGGCGGCCGAGCCGAUGCCGAACGGACGCUCGAUACACCAGCACAACGCCGACCCCGGCGGGGGCGCGGACAAGCGGAAGGAGAUCUUCAGCAAGGACACGCUGUUCAAGCCCCCCCACAACGCGCUUUCGGGGGGCUACGCGGAGAGCGCCUACCCCAAGUCCGGCACGCUGCGGAAGAGCCCGCACGCGAAGUCGGCCGAGGUCCCGGGGGGCGCGGAGCACUUCGACAAGCCGGCCCAGAUCUCGCCGUCGCCGGGGGCGUCGGCCCCCCAGGCCCCCGAGCCGGCCCCCUCCUCGGCCGCCGCCGCCGCCGCCUUCGACUACUACAACGUGUCGGACGACGACGACUCGGAGGAGGCGGCGCACAAGAGCGCGGCGGCGGAGGAGAAGGGCCGCGAGGGGGGCGGGACCAUGCAGUGGCUGCUGGAGCGCGAGAAGGAGCGGGAGCUGCAGCGCAAGUUCGAGAAGAACCUCACCCUCCUCAGCCCCAAGGAGGGCGACAACAGCAGCAGCCAAAAAUCGCCCCACUCGGCCCGCCUGGACAGCAUGGACAGCAGCAGCGUCACGGUGGACAGCGGGUUUAACUCCCCACGUACGCGGGAGAGCCUGGCCUCCAACACCUCCAGCAUCGUGGAGAGCAACAGACGCCAGAACCCGGGCCACAGCCCUGGACACAUCGGCUCCAGUGCCGGGCCCCUCUUCAGCUUCCGAACCGGGCCGGAGCCUCCCCCAACACAGCCCGAGAAGCUGCAAAAACCCUCAAACUGCUUGGCUUCCAUCACCAGUGUCUGACAGUGAAGAGAACCCCCCCUCUCCCCCACCCCCAAAAUCGCCACCACCGCCUCCACCGCCUCCACCACCUCCACCACCUCCACCAACUCCACCAACUCCACCGCCUCCACCACCUCCACCAACUCCACCAACUCCACCAACUCCACCAACUCCACCAACUCCACCAACUCCACCAACUCCACCAACUCCACCAACUCCACCAACUCGCCUGUAGGACUCCGUACGCUAAACUCCGGACUGUUAAACUUACCGGCAUGACUUUUAAAACCCAACACAAAGACUGUUCCACUUGAUUAAGAUGUUGUCAAAAAAAUUGUUUUUAGGUUAUUGUCACUUUCCUGGAUUUUGUUUUUGUUUUUUUUUGUUUUUUUCCAAACAUAAAACAAGUUAGUGAAAGCUGUUUGUUUCUUGUUUUUGUUUUAGGAAGGUUAGAAAAAUAGUACUGAAUGCAUACUGCAGUCUAGCUUAAAAAAAAAAAACACUGCUCUUACUUUUGGGAAAUUAGUGUAAGCAAGAGGUACUUUUUUAGUUUCUUUCAUGCGACAAGUUUAUCAGCGGAUGAAGUGGAAGGGAAGUGUGUCAGAGACAAAAAAUGUUACACGUGCUAAUACUUAUUACUCAGAGUUGAGACCAAAACUCACUACAGACAUAUUAAAAGCAGGCCUUUGUCCAGACAGUGAAUGGCUUGAGCAGACUUGAAGUGCACCUAGAAUGGUUCUCUGGGGGAAAAAAACCCCCAGGGAAAGUUUUUGUAUGCACCAAGCCCUAAGCAAACACUAUUCCAAGCGCCACACUGGGUCAGAAUUCAACUUUUUUUUCAGUGAACAAAUCUAGGUACCCUUUAAAAACACAUUCUUAAAAAAACUGAACAAGUAAAUUUUGUUUAUACAACAUGAUUAUAGUUAGCGGCUAGCUGAUUGUGACCUGGCAGUUAUAAUUCAAAUUUAAAUGUGGUAACUGUCGAAUCCGUAAUCUCGGGUCAUUCACAGUCACUCUCUCAACCCUGCCAUUUCAUUGGCUGCGUAUAACUCAACCCAGAUUCAUACACCGCAUGUCUCUCGUCACUGCGAGGGACGCUUCUGUCCGAAAUCGAGCCUCGCGUGCUCUGUGUUGUUCCCGCUGUUUGACAAGGUGCCAGUUAGGAAUAGCAGGCUCUGUAUGCACCAUUCAAAGUUAAAACAAUCUCCCCAGGGCGAAUGCAUUUGAUCACUGGGGGUCUGAUGCUGCUGUGGGGUUUUUUCUUCUGCAUUACAGUACUUGAUAUAAAUCCAACGUAAUGAACUGGGUUCUAAGAACUUACGUUUACAUAGGAAUCAGGUCUUUUUUGGGGACAUCACAUCCUGUCUGAUGUAAAUAAGCAUUUGGUAAACUCCAAGUGCUUAUUUUAACAACGGCUAAUCGGCUAAUCAUUUCAAAGCACUGUCUGUCUCUUGCCUUUCCCCCGCCCACACUGUCAAUCAGGCAAACGCAGCCAGUCAGCAGCUUGCAGUGCCACACACCACUGUGUAGUCACCUCCCUGUGUUGUCAGCCAGGGGAUGUCUCUACACGUCUGUUCUGUGCUUGCACAGCUGUUGAUACUGAUAGCACAUCCUGGGCACCAGGUCUGUUAUAGCACGUAUAAGGUGACCAGUUGACUGCUUGUUGCAUUGAAAUCCGUCCGCUUUGAAGAGAAGGUAUUUUUGGAAUGGUUUUUUUUUUUUUUUUUAAAUCUUAUUUUAUUAUUUUUAAUUCUAUGUCAGUGUUCUAGAUGAACUCAACUGCUUUCAGUUACAGGUAGCAUUAUUGUUACAUCAGCAUUAGAAUGUUCACAUGAGAACAUUCUAAUCACAUGGUUGUGAUCUCACACCUUAAAGGGUUAAUUGUGUCACUGUAUGCCAUGAUCACGUUACAGCAGUCACAGCCACAGCAGCUGAAGUCAUGUUAUUUGAUACUUUGUUCAUUUUUUUGGGGGGUCUUUUUCCAGACAAUUGAGGAAUUCUUCAUUUCCUGGUGCUAAUAUCUGUGGUGUCUUCUUGUUCUCUGAAUUUGUCAUUUGCAUGAACAACAAGUGGCUUUAGAACAUGAACACAGUUCGUUCGGCAUAAAACUCCCUGGCUUUUUAUGAUCUCUACAGUUUUAGGGUUUUUAUUUUUUAUUUUACUUUUCUGUAGUCCUCGUUGAUUUUUUAACUUAAUGUAGAUCAGUGUACACACAUACAUAACUACCUCCACAGCUUAUGUGACGGCAAAAAUAUGAGAUAUUAUGAGUGUUCUGGUUCUGGUUUCCACGUCCGCCGAUCUGCGACCCGUCCGAUAUCGGCCCGGGUUCUUCGAACGCUGACGCCAAGCUGGACGUUCUCGAGACGACUGAUUGGUUUGGAGUGCUGCAGUUACCCACGAUUCCCGGCACUGCUGAGGCCGAUCUCUUGGCGGUCGAGGACUCUGGGGUCCCGCUUAACGAGCUCCGUGUUAUCGAGACGGGUUUUCGCUCCACCGAUUCUGUGUUCUUCCACCCUACCGUUAAAAGGCUAACUACCAGGACUUUGUGUUUUGCCCCCCAGAAACGAAAAAAAACAAAACUAAAAGCUGUUAUCUCUUAACUUAUAUGCAUUUUUUUUUUCUUUAAUCAGUUCUCGGACCUCAUUUCAAAUUUAGGACUAUUUCUGUUCAGAGAAAAAAAAAAAACUGAAAAAUAAUAAUAGUUUCUGUUCCUGACCUCUUAGUAUUAUAAUCUCACCUCAAAAGUGCAUCGAUCAGCAACGACUGUUGUCAAUGUUCCCCCCGAACCUAAACUGCAGAGUUCUCAGUACAGCAUUCAGUAUAGAAUUUGGCUCCAGUAUCUGAAAUGUAUUUUCCCCGUUUUGUUAUAAUAAUUAUUAUUUCAUAUGAAAACUUAUCAUUGCGGGAGUGUGAUCCGGCUGGCCAAGAGGGUGCUUUUCUCUCCCAAAAGGUGCUUUUUCGAAGGCCCGCCGCAUUUUGUGAACUUUCUUAAAUGUAAUCCGUUUUGGGGUUUGCUUUCGAAAGUCAAAAAUGGUGUAUUUGCAGCCGAGACAGCCUUGUAGAGACACGUUUGCACUUAAAUGCCUGGUCUGUGGUUGCUGUAAAAAAAAGUCCAUCCAGAAGGAUGCUCUGUUUAUAGUGUAAAAUAUUUCAUAUGAAAUAAUGAGAGUCCAUGAAAUGUCUUCCCUUAACAUUAUGAAUUUAUAACAGUGUACAAUAGCAUUGUUUUUAAUUGUGACAGUUAUAUCAUACUGUAAAUGAUGUUUACCUGUCAUGCUUAGUACAAUAAUUUAAAAAAAGAAGAAAUGAGGGAUUCUUUUGUAAUGUCUGUAAUAUUUGCAAGUCCCUAUUUGUGUAGUAAUGGUGUUUACUGUUGUUGUAGUGUAUGUGAUAUACCCUUUGGGGGGAUUGUGUUACUUUUUAAGCCAAUAAAAUAACAUGUUUGGUUAUGUGUUGCAA